AUGUCUGUCGGGUCGGGUAACACCACCGCCUUCUACGGCCAGUACCCGUGGCAGGCGCGGCUGGUCGUAUAUGAUGCCAAUGCCCGGGGCUACAUUCAUCACUGCGGCGGCAUCAUCAUUUCGCACGAACACGUGGUGACAGCCGCCCACUGCGUGGUUGAGGUCGUCCCCCAUCGGCUGCUGGUGCGCGUCGGGGAUCUUCGGAUUGACAGCCGCGAGCUUUACGAGCAAGAGUUCGCCGUCGCCAGCUACCAAGUGCACAACCGGUUCGGCACGGAGCGAGGCCUGCGUCACGACGUGGCCCUUGUGCGGCUGCGUCGCCGCGUCGGACCCGGCAUUGAGUUCGGCCGCUACGUGCAGCCGGCCUGCCUGCCGGCAGCCGACGCCGAGUACGAGACGUUCCUGCCGUGCGAGGUAUCCGGCUGGGGGCGUACCUCAGACGGCGCGCCGAUCUCGGAGGUGCUGCGCGGCGUCUCAGUGCCGUUGGUGUCGGACGUCUUCUGCGGCGCGCCCGAGGUUUACCAAGACCGCUUCCUACCCGGCGCCAUGUUCUGCUCGGGUCCGACGGGCGGCGGCGUCGACAGCUGCGAGGGCGACUCGGGCGGCCCGCUGGUCUGUGGCGAUGCCGACAGUGGUCGUUUCGUGGCGUACGGCGUCGUGUCGUCUGGCGAUCCGCUGGGCUGCGGCCGACGACCCGGCCUCUACACCAAGCUGUCAGCAUACGUGGGCUGGCUGCUGCGCCGCCUCCAGCUGGACCAGGAAGAGGACGCGGUCCCGAGCACGGCUGUGACCACAACUCCAGAGGUCCCCGGUCGGCCUGAGGGCGACCUGGGCCGGCUUUGCUUCACCCCGGACGGCACGGCCGGCUUCUGCCUCCCGCUGCGAGACUGUCCCGACUUGCUGCCGGCGGGCGGCGGGAAUCGGUCAGAUCUGUUGGGCCGGCCUCUCUGCGGGCUGGACGCAGCUUUCACGCCGCUGUUCUGCUGUCCCGGACAGGCCGCGCGCAGCGCAGGCUGCGGACGGACCAGCUUCUCGCCGCCGCAGCUGGGUGCUGCGUUCGCCAAGAACGCCGCCAACUUCCCCUGGAUGGUGGCCAUCAGCGAUAAGAGCAGCGGCGUCCGAGGGCUGUAG
Molecule: messenger RNA, 1131 nt
Organism: Pollicipes pollicipes
Lineage: Eukaryota; Metazoa; Arthropoda; Thecostraca; Pollicipedomorpha; Pollicipedidae
Product: serine protease 33-like
Exons: 3
Coding region: 1-1131 (376 amino acids)
Biological process (GO): proteolysis
Molecular function (GO): serine-type endopeptidase activity
Source: RefSeq, a predicted model, not a curated record